Molecule: messenger RNA, 9014 nt
Organism: Pelodiscus sinensis (Chinese soft-shelled turtle)
Lineage: Eukaryota; Metazoa; Chordata; Testudines; Trionychidae
Source: RefSeq, a predicted model, not a curated record
CACCCUCUGGCAAGGAGUUCCGCAGGUGGACUGUACAUUGUGUGAAGAAAUACAUCUGCUACUGUACCACCUGUGAACUUUGUAUCCCUUGAGUUCUGGAUGUUUAAAGGUUAAGUGCCAAACACCAAAAUGAGUGUGACUUCGUGGUUCCUGGUGAGCAGCACUGGCAUUCGCCACCGGCUCCCUCGGGAGAUGAUAUUUGUUGGCAGAGAUGAAUGUGAACUAAUGCUCCAGUCCCGCAGUGUGGAUAAGCAGCAUGCUGUAAUCAACUAUGACAAGGACAAAGAUGAGCACAGGGUGAAGGAUCUGGGGAGCUUAAAUGGGACUUUUGUGAACGAUGUCCGGAUUCCUGACCAGAAGUACAUCACACUAAAGCUGAACGACGUGAUUCGCUUUGGCUACGAUUCUAACAUGUAUGUCUUGGAACAAAUUCAACACAAAGUACCAGAGGAAGCAUUAAAGCAUGAAAAGUACACUAGCCAACUUCAGAUGAGUUUCAAGGGCGCUGUGAUGAAAAGGGUGGAGCAGAAUAUGGAACAUGGUGGUUAUGCUGAAUCCCCGCAAGCAAAACUGGACAGGAAGGCAAUCUCAGAGACAACUACUUAUCGCACUCCUCUUUAUGGUCAGCCUUCAUGGUGGGGAGAAGAUGAUGCAAAUAACAAACUAGAAAGGCAGGAGGACAGAAGGCAAGAAGAUUAUUCAGAAAGAACGAAGGAGAUAUCACAGCAUGAAGGAGAGAUCAAUGGCAACCUUCCUGCUUAUAGAGAUUCCCAGGAACAAUCAGUGUAUGCAUUCAGAAGAGAACCCAGUUAUUUUGAAAUCCCAACUAAAGAAUUCCAACAGCUAGCAAAAUCACCUGAAACGCAGGUCCAUGAAAUCCCAACGAAGGACGUUGAUGCGGUGGUACCCCCCGUUGUGCAAAGCCAUGCCUCUUUUACCAUUGAAUUUGAUGACUGUACCCCUGGUAAAAUAAAGAUAAAAGAUCAUGUAACUAAGUUCUCAUUGAGACAGAGAAGACCCUUCGGUAAGGACGUGGGUCACACAGAGAUGAUGUCAGCAGAGAGCAAGGUGGCUGAUUGGCUGGUUCAGAACGAUCCAAGUUUGAUGAGAAGGCAGUCUCCGGUAGACGAUGUGUAUAGUACAAAGAGCGAUCUGCCAGUUCAUGUGAGGACGCUGAAAGGUCACAGACAUGAAGAUGGGACGCAGAGCGACUCUGAAGACCCUGUUGCACCCAAAGCAGAAAAGGAGACCCCUGCCAGCGACCAUGCCUCUGAGCAAGCCAAGCUUCAGCGCCAGAUCAGGAGGGACCCUCAUGAAAUGCUGCAUAACCAGCAGGCCUUUGUCAUUGAGUUCUUUGACGAUGACACGCCUCGUAAAAAGCGGUCGCAGUCUUUCACACACAGCGCGCACUCCUCCCAGAGCGACACAGAUCCCGUCCCAAAAGCCAAGGUGGAAAAGCGCAAAGCCACCAUGCCCGCUGAGAAGCUCGGUAGCCCAGUGCCACCUGCUCAUCCACCUGCCCCGGCUGGCAAGUCAGCCAGCUCCUCAUCAGGGACACAGAGAGCUGGAUCCUUUAAGAGAGAGAAGACAGAGGAUCGGAUCAACGCUUCAUCCUCCUCUGCUUCUAGGGCCUCUGCGAAGAACUACGGCAGCGUGGGGAGGAAAUCUAAAAUUGCUCAGGAUUUUGCUGCUGAGUAUCUAAGGGAAACCUCUCCAGCAGGCAAGCCAAGCACUGAGAAGCCAGCACCUAUGCAGAUGCCAGUGGCUCCCCGGGUAGUCAUAUCGUCUGCCCCAGACUCUGCUGCCACCCCACCUACCAACCCAAAAUUGGCCAAAGCUCGGAAGCACGACGAGGAGGACAGCUUAAGUGAAACGGGAACUUACACCAUUGAGACCGAGUCACAAGAUAAAGAAGUAGAAGAAGCUCGGAAAAUGAUAGAUCAGGUUUUCGGAGUUUUUGAAUCUCCAGAGUUUUCCAGAAUAUCUUCUGCCUUCAGGCCUAUUAUAAAAGGAGAAAAAGAAGAAUCAAGCUCUCCCCAGCAUCUAAUCAGUGAAAAUGGCACCAGUCAGAAGACACUUCUGCUCCAGGCAUUCCCUUCCAAACCCACUGGUGGGAGCCAGGCAGAGAUGCAGGUACCUCCAGCAUCGCAAGGUGGUCAGAAAUGGGUCUCUAGGUGGGCAAGUCUUGCUGACAGCUACACAGACUCAGGACUUUGUGAUGUUCAGCAUCAGGAAUUAGUAUCUGAGGGCCAUACAGAAAGCGGCACAGCUCAUAAACCAGCAGAAUCAGAGACCAUUGUGUCCUCAAGAACAAGAAGGCUUCUUCCCCAGCUCCCGCCAAGUGAUAAAUCUGACAGUCCAACUCCCACAGUUUUAAUUUGUCAAGACUCCUAUCCUGAAGUACCCAAGAGAAACAUUGCAAAGGAACAGAGGCUAGAAGCCUAUGCUGAUCCCAGCACCCGACUCUUCAUCCAAGAGGACUUGGAUCCUGAUAGCCUGAGUGAUGCCAGCAGGUCCGACGAUGGCUUUGGUUUGGAAAAAGGCAAGAAAUACAAAGAAAAUAGUAGAAUGCCUGCACAAGAGUGCAGAAGGGGGGAAGGCUUAAAACCUGAGGGCCGACAGCCAGCAGUUCUCGGGGUUUCAAGUAUCCCAGCUGUGAAUGAGCCAGCAUCUACUGCCUUCUACAUUGGAGAUGAAAGUAAUGAGGUCGGGGUUCCCUCCAAGCUUUCUCUAAGCACGUCUCAUUCUCGAGCAGACACAGAAUGCAAGGACCAAGAGUUUCCUUUCAAGUCAUCCAGUGCAGCUGCUUCUGGAAAGCCAGUGGUGAAAGAUGUUAACAGCACUUACAGUAGCCCAUCGGGAAAAAUGAUGAUUUCCCUUCAUCAGAGUCUUCCUCAAGAGCAAGAAAACAUAGCCACGAAAGAGGCAUCCUCCUUCAUUAGGCAGGAGAGUUUUACCAAAGAUAAAUCUAGUGGCAUUGUUCCUCUGAAUAAACUGCCUCAUAUUUCAAGUCACCCUCUGCUUAAAGAUUUAGAUGCUGCCCGGUCAAGCCGUAUGGACUAUAAUCAGGACACCCAUCUUAUCCUGAAAGACACGGAAACUGCUUUGGCAGCGUUGGAAGCCAAAAUACUCUGUCAAAACCACCAGGUGGACCCUUCAGAACCUAUUCCUGGGCAGCUGGAAGACUCCUUAUCUGGGGACUCUGAUGUGGACACAGCAAGCACAGUCAGCUUGGUUAGUGGUAAAAAUGUCCCGAACAGCACACCGAAAGGCAAAGUAAUGAGCAGCUUGCAGAAAGAGAAAUCCUCUUCUACUCCUUCUAUCCAGGACCAGUGUAGCCAGCCCAGUGCUCGCGAAAGACUGUCAGAAAAACGCAGGAUGCUCCCACUCGAGGCAGGAAACAAAGGAGAAACCACCAAACGUUUCCAAAUCAAGCGUAGCACUGGGGCUCGUGGGUCGCUGGAAUUUAUAGAUGAUGAAAGAGGCUCUAAUCUUCCUUACUUCCCGGUAAUCGAAACAGCUUCUUCUGAUCAUGAGCAUUCUGUAUCAAAGCCCGCCCCCAGAAGGAAACCUUUUACUUCGGUUCCCGUCCCCAGAAGGAAACCUUUUACUUCAGUUGUGAAAGAGGAGCACAGCAAAGUGACUUCAAAUGUGCAAAAGAUUCAGCAGGUUCUCACCAGGUCCAACAGUUUAUCGACUCCCAGGCCCACUAGGGCCUCAAAACUCCGUCGUGCCCGGUUGGGAGAUGCAUCGGAUAAUGAAUGUGCCGACACUGAGAAAACAGCCUCCAACCUCGACGCCACGACUUCAUCUUCGAAACAAUCCACGGAGUCUAAAAAACUGUCCAGGCUUGACAUCCUUGCCAUGCCAAGGAAACGAGCGGGUUCGUUCACAGUGCCAAGCGACUCUGAAACGACACAGUCAAGAACUGUGUUUUCAGGGCGCAGUGUGGAGUCAUAUUACGCAAACCGGAAGCCACUUGUGUCAGAGGCUAGAACUGCAGCUAGAAAAAGUGCAGCCUCUGCUACUACCAAGCAACCUUUCAGCAGAACGCGUUCUAGCAGUGUCAGGUAUUCAUCCACUUCCACCACCCAGACGCCGAGGGCACACAGUUCUGGGCUGAACCGACAGAAGCACAAUGGGAGAGAAACGGAUGAUGAUGAAGACUAUGACGAACCUGAUCCCUUCAACUUCAUCGCACAAACAGCCGAGAUAGCCGAGAUAGCCAGGUUAAGCCAAACCUUGGUGAAAGAUGUCGCCAUCCUUGCUAGAGAGAUUCAUGAUGUCGCAGGUGACGGCGACUCCCAGAGUUCAUCAGGAACAGGACCAAGCACCUCCCUCAGCUCCGUACCCAACACCCCUGCUUCUACCAUCUCAGCAAGGGAAGAGCUGGUACAGCACAUUCCAGAAGCAAGUCUGAACUACCAGAAGGUGCCUCCCGGGUCAGUGGGAUUGAAGGAUUUUGAUCAAAAUAUGAACGACAAUAGGGAAGAAGAUCUCUCAAGAAAAACAAGAGCCAGAAACCGAGAGGAGGUAAUCUUUGACAACCUGAUGUUGAACCCGGUGUCACAAUUAUCCCACACGAUCCGUGAAAAUACAGAAAACCUGGCUGAAAAAAUGAAAAUUCUGUUUCAGAACAGCGAAAGAACCUGGGAGGAGAUGGAAGCCAAAAUUAACUCAGAGAAUGAAGUGCCAAUUUUAAAGACCUCGAACAAGGAAAUCAGUUCUAUCCUAAAAGAGCUAAGAAGAGUUCAGAAACAACUCGAAGUUAUAAAUGCUGUCAUUGACCCCAGUGGGAACUUGGAUGUAGUUGCCAUUAACAAAGCAUCCUCUGCUGCUACACAGUCUACAACCACUAAAGUCAGGACUGCUAGCCUUUCUGGCUCCACGUUGGAGGCUUUAGCACCAGUACAGAUGAGAAAUUACAUCCAGAAAUCAAACUGUGGAUCUAGCCUACAAGAUGCUAAUUUCAUUCCAGAUGGAGAGAAAUACGUGAUCUGAUACAUUAUUUUAUAUUGCUAUCAUAUGUAAUUUACUGUGGCGUUAGUUUUGUUGUCCGAGUGGUUGUGGACAAUUCGUAUGGAGCAGUUGUUUAGAUUGCUAACAGACUGCACGCGCACACACACGCACACAAUCUACGCUGUGUGAGUGAAUGGCAAGUCUAUGUAUUUCUUUUGAACAAGACUAGCACUGUGGAGCAGCACAUAUUCAGCAUAGAGGCAAACUCUGAUUUUUUUAGACUACAACUCACUUAAAUUCUUCCAGUGUGCCAUAAGAAACAGGUUUUGCAUUCCCUCCAUUGCUAUUGCUGAAGCUCUAAAGUGUUCUUGGAUUAGCCUGUGUAUUCUCAGUUAUUGGUAGUUCAGUGGUAACAAGGUUCUGUUUAAAAAAAGUGUACUUUUUUGAUUGUCACUAUAUUUUUGACUGCUUUUAAAAAUAGAGCAUUAUAAUUCUGUUGGAAUCAACUUUACUUGCAAUGUAAUGGUGCAUUAGAGUGGGUUUCUACAAGAAACACUAUUGUAGUUGUAUCAAAAUUGGUUUCCGUGUUUGCACAAAAAUAACAAACCACUUUGAAUCUAUGUGCAUCAUGCUUUCCGUACAAAACCUUUGUUUUUCCAUUGGGAAGGUGUAAAAUUUCUAAUGUAGUUCCAGAUUUUGAACAUAUUUCAGAUACAAAGCUUCAAAUAUACAGGUGUAGAUAAGCCUCAUAACUGAGGUCAGUUUUUAUAGUUGAGCUUGUCAAAUUCUCAUUAUUUCAGUGUAAUUGCAGUCUGAACACAUUUUUGGAAAAUGUAGUAAUAAUAAUAACCAGGGCUCGACAAACCGUGGCGAAAUCCACUCACCAGACCCGCACUGAGCAUGCGCACACCGCCAGUGAACGGGGCAACUGGCUGAAAUCUACUCACCACGGGCGAGUAGAUAAACGGAUUUGUCAAGCCCUCAUAAUAACAAUAAUCUUUCAUAUUGAGCUGCAAAUUCUCCUGAAUUGUCUGAAGAGCAAGUUGUCUGUGAUCAGCCAAUUGCUAAGAAAAGCAUCUAUUCCAUUUGUUCAUGUAAUAAACUUACACAGUGGCUGGGAACUAGUAUUCACUCUACAGCACUCAAAAAUAAUGGCUUAGAUGUGGCUCUACCUUUACGAAUAGUGUUGUCAUGAGAUUUUUCAUAUCCAAAUGUGCUCGUAUACACACCAUCCUGUUGUAUUUGUGAGAACCUACUCAGUAGUGUAAAGCAGCUGGCGUUACAAGGCAGCAUUGGUAUGACUCUUUUGGGGCUAUUAGAAUCUUAGGAACACUAAGGAUUAUUUUGCAGCAGCAUUGAGCAAUGUAUUGUGUACUGUAAAAUUAGCUUUUUAUGUCCCAUAUGUCAAGCGAGCUGCCAAAAUUCUAAACAAUUAAGGCUUUCUAAAAGAGUGUUUGAGGGCCUUUUUGGAGAGUCUAUUUGAUGUAUGGAGUGUGCAAACUGUAAAUCUGUCCCUGUUGCAUUAAUUCCUCUUGACUGAAAAACAGUGAAAAUAUAUCUGCAUAGUUUUGGGAAACACUCUUAUUGAUGGAAGUAAGCAAAUUAAAUUCUACUCAUACAGUGUAUAAUUUUGCUAAUGAAAAUAAGUUUCCCAAGCUUGAUUGCUCUUUAUGUACUGACUUUAUAUUUGGGGGGCAGAGGAGAUCCAUAAUGAGGACAGUUAAUUGACCUUUUCUCCUAGGAUUUUGCUAAUGUGUCAAUUACAUAAAGAUAAUUAAAUAACUCUGCUGCUCACACAGUGUUUAGUGUACUAGCAAAUGGCAGUAUUCUGCUUUAAAUGCCACCAGUGGGAGUUUUCCAUUGAUUUCAAUGGGCACAGUCCUAAAGGAAGAGUUUGCUGGUUGGCCGUGCUAUUGGGCCUUGUGAACAUGGGGGGAAAUAGUGUGGUUUUGCUAGCAAUAUAGCCAACAGAGAAUAUGGCUCAGUCACUACUGUAAAUUGGAGAGAUAAACCAAACUUAAAGUGAACACUGUGAUGAUGGAAUUAAAAUUUACCUUGUAGAAUAGCUAAGAACUUGGCCUUUAAAUUUCUCUGGACUGCCUAUUCUGUUAAUGCUGUCUGAUUGCUUGUUCCAGUGUAUUCUUUUGAAAUACUUGCCUGUGUCCUUAGUUAAGAUCAUAAAUAGUGGUAUGGCACCUUACACAUGGUAAUUAGUUUUCAAAAGUCUCCUUAGUUAGGGUCUGAUCUAGCAAGGUGCUGACUCCUAUUUAUCAGAAGUUGGAAAGUUUCAGCAACAUAAGGGAUCAGCCCAGUAGUUAGUUUUGCAGUAGACAAGUGUGUAUUUGAGUUGCUCCUCAAUAUCACAUCUUUUUAUUUGUUUUUACUUUUUACCACAUUUUCCCACCCUCGUGGCUAUGCUCUUUUAUUGGUUUUGUUUCUUGACAACAUAUCCUUGAUGUGAUUUCCGCUUACUUUCACCUGGAAACUUACUAGUUUCUCCUUUCAUGAAGUGACCCAUCAGAAAUGAAUUUUCUCCCUGUGCUGGUCCUCUGCUCUUGGUACCCAAAUAGCUUCAUUGUCAGUUGCAUAAGCCUAGAAAUAUGGUACCUUUUAGAAACAAUUGGAAAUAAAGCCGGAGUCAUGAAUCUCUAAAAGUUUUAGUCUGGGGGUGAGAAAAAGCAUAACCUGACUUUGUUUCACUUGGACUCAUUUGUUCAGUGCAAGAUAAAAUACACCUUUUUCUCAGCAUGAAUUUCUUAUUCUUUCAAGACUAUUUUAAUUGCAGUUCUAUUAUGUAAUCAUUUGGGUGCUGAAAUGUAACAUGAGUACAUAUGAGGUAUUUAACUAAUCUGAAGUAUACCUCAUUCUGCAUUUGUCUGUUAAAAUUAAGCCAAAGAGCAAGCCACAUGAUUAUAAACUAUCAGCCAAGGUUCAGUCUUAUAAGCAGUACUGUAUGUGACAAAAAAAAGUGUAUGUACAGCUCUGAUUUGAAUUUCACAACCAUUUAGGGUCUGAUCCAAUGGCUAUUAGAACCAAUGAAAAGAAACCUAUGGACUUCAAUGGUCAUUGGUUAAAUUUCACUGAGCUUAAAUGGUACUCCACUGACCCAGUUGUCAUCCAUACAGCAUAUUGUUUUUAUAUUUGUUGUAUUUACAUUGAACAAAAUUAGGCUAGCCUUUUCAAGGAGGCCUAAGGGGGUUCUGCACCCAAUUCUUACUGAAUGUCCCUGGGAAUGUUAACACCCUUAGGCACCUUUGAAAAUCUCAGCCCUAGUUCUUUUACUAUACUUGAAAACUGUGCUCUCAUUUUGAUUGUUUUUGAAUGUUAAAUUCUUCAGACUUCAUGAUGGAGUGAAUGUAAAUUCCUAGGAAAAUGCAUCAGUGCUUUGUGAGCAAGAGCCUAAGCGUGUCUACAGUACUGUCGUGUUGUGGUCAUGCUGUGAGUGUGAAUAAAGCCUCAGUCAUCCUUGAAUAUUUUAAUAAAGAAAAACGUUACAGAAUGUUUACAUACAGCCUACUGAAAAAAAGUGUUUAAAAUAUAUAAAUGCAAGAUUCUACUAGUUUUUUCUUCAUUUUUGCAGAUCACACUAGAUAUUUUUAAAAUUCAGCAAAUCUGUGUAAUGACUUUGCAAAAAAAUAAAAAGUUAACUACCUGUUUACUUUGGAUGUACCUUGUGCUGAAUUGUGCCUAUCUGACUAUCUGCUGUUGUUAAUGCUGCCGAUUCUGCUGUUCUAAACUCUUCACUGGAUCAUUCCAUUUGCAUGCAACACAAAUGCAAGCUGUCUGAGAAGCUGAAACACACUUGUAUGACUUGAAUUGAAUAAUGACUCUCACUUUUUCCCACACCCUCUUCUUGAAAUGUUGUGUAUAAUUUUUAUUCAUAUUUCUCCCACCGAAUUUCUUUCUCUUGUUUUUUGAAUGGUAAUUUAUUUUGUUUUGAUGAUACACAGUAUCUGUACAUUUUGUUCCAAGGUGAUAUUGUGGCUGUCUUUAAAAAUAAAUUGUUAUUUUAUAUAAUUUUAUCAUAAAAUUUCUCUAAUAAAUCAUUCUUUUAU